Molecule: messenger RNA, 1488 nt
Organism: Pristis pectinata (smalltooth sawfish)
Lineage: Eukaryota; Metazoa; Chordata; Chondrichthyes; Rhinopristiformes; Pristidae
Product: ubiquitin-associated protein 1-like
Exons: 7
Coding region: 1-1488 (495 amino acids)
Biological process (GO): ubiquitin-dependent protein catabolic process via the multivesicular body sorting pathway
Cellular component (GO): ESCRT I complex
Molecular function (GO): ubiquitin binding
Source: RefSeq, a predicted model, not a curated record
AUGAAAUAUAGCCAGAUGAUUAACAAGGUAACAGAAGAAGGCUUCCCAAUAACUUUGAACGACAUCGUCCCAAUGGAUUUAAUCUAUAUUGUUGAGUGCAUUGGGAGUGCAACAGCAAUGAGUAGUUCAGAGAAUGAGGUUUGCAGCAGUUUGGCAGGAACCUCAACUUAUUUGGAUGAAGUACCUUUUAAAAUUUCUCAGAAGUUCCAGACUAUUGCCUUGGAAGAACUCACUCCAAGUUCCCCAUCCUUUCCCUGUGUGCCUGACUGCUUUGAGAUACUGAAACAAACACAGUAUGACUUUACACUGGAAAAGAAAGUAUUGAAAUGGGUGCAAGACCAAUUCCUACAAGAAACUCCAAGGAUUGUCCCAACAUGUCCACCAUUCUGGCUUGCGUUUACUGAUCUUGAGGGAGAAGACACUGAUGAUAUGAAUAAUGAAUCUUGUCAUACCAAACCUCAAAGGGGUCACAUGGUUUUGAGGACCAGAAGGUGCAGGAGUUUCAGUGUGACAGAUAUUAAACAUGUUUGCCCAAAGGCUGCAUACAUAUCAGACUCAGAAAGUGAUGAUGGAUACUCAGAGGAUGAUGAACUCUCAUCGUCUGAUGAAAAUGAAAAUCAGAAACUUCCUUCAAUGCCAUUUCUCAGGAGUAAGUUUAGUGUCCGAUCCAGAUUCCUGGAUGGAAGACCAGCCUCCUCACCGGAUAAUCCUUCCAGAAGUAGACACAAUGAGACGUGUUUUAGUGCCAGCUUAACAAGACUGCCUCACAUCUCUGGAUUGAGGCGCUCACCUCUUUGUAACAAUACUAAUGGUGAGGAAGAAAGUAGGAGGGAUGGACCGAGUUGGUCACCAGCAUAUGGACCAAGAAAGCUUCCUCGAAAAUUUCCCUGCCAGCACCCAAACAACAAGAACAACAAAAAUAUAAAUUUGGGCAAAUGUAUUAUUGGAAGUCCACCGCUUUCCUCUGCCCAGUUUCAAGUGGAAAGGUCAUCUUUGAAUAGGGCAAGAACUCCAUUCAGAAAAUACAAACAACCAUUUCUGCUGCUCAGAAACAAUUCCUGCCUUCCAGCACCCCCGACAACUCCAAGACCUUUGAGUUCCCACAAAUGUCUCCCAGACUCAACUGCUGAUCUGCUAUUGGCACUCAGUCAAAAAGAACAAGAUCUGAUUCAACCAGUUAUGAAGCAGGGAUAUCCAAUAAGCAGAGUGAUUUGGGCUAUCCAGAACAUUGGACAAGGCAGCACAAAACAGAUCCUCAAGUAUCUGAGUGCCUGGGACCGUCUCUGUAAGGAGGGCUAUAAGGAGAGACUUGUUGAAGAAGCUAUGGAGAUUUUUCAGAAUUCUGAGGAAAAGGCAGAGGAGUUCUUGAUUCUUAUGACGCAGUUCGAUGAGAUGGGUUUUCAACAUGAAGAUAUUAAGGAAGUUCUUCUCAUCCAUAACAACCAUAGGGAAAAGGCACUUGAGGAGCUUAUGAUGCGCUCCAGAUAG